Messenger RNA from Eriocheir sinensis (Chinese mitten crab), 5192 nucleotides. RefSeq names its product monocarboxylate transporter 3-like (gene Mct1). The coding region runs from base 385 to 2835 and encodes 816 amino acids. Gene Ontology annotation, biological process: transmembrane transport; monocarboxylic acid transport. NCBI's taxonomy places the organism in Eukaryota, Metazoa, Arthropoda, Malacostraca, Decapoda, Varunidae. The record is from RefSeq and is a predicted model, not a curated record. The transcript has 13 exons. Gene Ontology annotation, molecular function: monocarboxylic acid transmembrane transporter activity.
CUCAGUGUGGCUCCGGCAGUCGUGGGGAAAAAGAAAGAAAAUUAAAGAAAAAUUAAAGAAAAUGAGAUAAUUAAAGAAAGUGAUUUAGUGAGAGAGUGAGAAAAUGUGACUGAUAAGUGAUUUUAAUUGAGUGAAAGAAAAAGAAAAUAAUAAUAAUAACAAUAAUAAUAAUAAUAAUAAUAAUAGCGAUAUGAAGGAGGAAGAGAGGAAGAAGAGAAGAAGGAAUAGAAUGAGGAGAGGAAAUAGAGAAACCUGAAGAAGAAGAAGAAGAAGAAGAAGAAGAAGAAGGGAAGGAAAUGAGAUAGUCAGAAGAGAGAUAGAGAGAGAGAGAGAGACCAAACGAAGAGGAGAGAGAGAAAAAAUCAAAACACAGAGAGAGAGAGAAUGACAGUUCCUCAACACGAGAUGAUGCCGCGGAAGACUGAAGAGGAGGAGGAGGAGGAGGAGGAAGAGAAGAAGAAGAAGAAGAGCGAAGAGAAGAAAGAAGAGAAAAAGGAAGAGAAGAAGGAAGAAGCGGAGGAGGGAGAGGAAGACAGGAUGAUAAAGAUUGAAAUAGAAGAAGGAAGGAAGGAAAGACAGGAAGAGGAGGCGGAGGAGGAGGAGGAGGAGGAAGAAGAGCCGAAGAAGAAGGGACUGUACAAGAUUGGAGGAGACGAAGAUGAUGGAGAGACUGAAGGAGGAGGAGGAGGAGGAGGAGGAGGAGGCGUGGAGGAAGAGGAGGGGUUCCUGACGCCCCCUGACGGCGGGUGGGGCUGGGCCGUGGUGUUCGCCUCCUUCAUGAUCCACGUGUUGGCCGAUGGAUUUACAUACACAUUCGGCAUAUACUUCGUCCAAUUGGUCCAGUACUACGACGCUACAGCUGCUGCUACCUCGUGGAUCGCCUCAAUCCUCGUAGGCGUCACCCUCGGCACUGGUCCUAUCGCCGGGGUUUUGGUCAACAAGUUUGGAUGCAGAGCUGUGACCAUCGCUGGGGCCCUCCUUGCCUCCUUCGCCCUCUUCUGUUCGAUAUGGGCGCCGUCCGUGGAGACCCUCUACAUAACUAUUGGCAUGGGCGCCGGGCUGGGCUUCGGUCUGAUCUACCUGCCCGCCAUCGUCUGUGUGACCUGCUACUUCGAGAAAAAGAGGUCAUUCGCUACUGGGAUCGCUGUGUGUGGUUCUGGGAUCGGGACCUUCGCAUUCUCUCCCCUGGUGGAAUAUCUGAUUAAUGAACUCAGCUGGCAGAACUCCCUCAUCAUCAUCAGCGGCCUAAUGCUUCACUGCGUUGUCUUCGGAGCAAUGUUCCGUCCACUCGAACCAACACCCGCUCCGAACAAGCCCGCCAUCGACCCUCCCCAGACCCCCAUCAAUGACCUCUACGACCCGCACAGUGACCUUAAUCAUUGCCAUAUGCUCCUUGACCCCGCCACUGGACCCCCCUCGCUCCUGGCUACACCCCCGACCCUGGCGCCUCAUACCCCCAGUGACGGCCCUCCGAGUCCGCUUAUAAUAAAUCCUGAUACAUUGCUUCCAAAUUCACUUCAUAUGCAGAACAAUGCAGCCUUCCCCUCCCUGCCGCCCCUCCCGCAGAACAAGAGACUCUCCCUCCCUCAGUUUACGCUCGAUCGCCUUCGGAAAAACUUCAGCGACAUUAACUUGAGAGGAGGCGGAGGAGCGGGAGCGGGGGGAGGCGCCCACCACAACCACGCCCACAACCAGCCCCACCGCCGCCACCCCCUCCACCUCCCCCCCCACACCGCCCAGAACAGCCUGCCCAGGGUCGGGUCAGCUGGCACCAUCGACCCCAUGGAUAGCCCAAUCAAGAGUGCGGUUUCCCAGCCCUUGCUCCCAAGUCCUGUGGGGGGCCAUGUGGGGGCAGGGGGCGGGGGUGGUCGGCUGCAGGGGGGCUCCAGGGGUGGCAGCCUCCCCCCCUCCCACCACGGUUCAGGACUCCUCUACCGGAAGGAUAUUUUCUACCGGGGGUCCCUGCUCAACAUUCCCUCCUACCGGCAGGACCCAGGGAGCUACAGGGCUUCCAUGGUGAGGUUGCCGGAUGAGGAGACUCCCAGCGAGGCAGAGAAUGCAAAGGUCUGUGGGUGUAUUCCUUGCUCCCGAGAGGCCCGGGACGCAGUUACGAGCUUAAUGGACUGGACUCUGUUGACUGACGAGAUCUUCAUUCUGUUUGCCGUGUCAAAUUUCUGUACCUCUCUGGGAUUCAACGCACCCUAUGUCUUCAUCGUGGACCGCGCCAUCCACCUCGGCAUCCCGGACAGCCAAGCCUCCUCCCUGCUGGCGGUCAUCGGCAUAUCGAACACCAUCAGUCGAAUCGUGCUGGGGUACAUCUCCGAUCAGCCUUGGGUCAAUCGCUUAUAUUUGUACAAUGUGGCGCUCACCCUAUGCGGCCUGGGGACAUGUGCAAGCAUCUGGUUCAACACAUACGGCUGGCAGAUCUUCUAUGCAGCUGUCUUUGGAAGCACAUCGGGGGCAUACGUUGGGUUGACCUCAGUGGUGCUGGUUGACCUCUUGGGCAUGGAGCGCCUGACCAACGCCUUCGGACUGCUGCUGCUGUGUCAAGGCGUGGCAUCGCUAAUUGGUCCGCCCAUGUGUGCCUUCCUCUUCGACAAGACUCUCUCCUAUGACUACAGUUUCCUCCUGGCCGGCAGUAUGAUCGCAGCCUCUGGGCUAAUGCUGUUUUUCAUACCCUGCAUAUGGCGAGCCCAGGCCAGAGCUCUCGUCCGCCGCCAGCCCCCACCACAGCCCCAGGGGUACACACAGGGGCAGGGGGGGCAGGGGGGACUCCAGCAAGGGGGCAGGGGGGACUCAUUUCGCCAUAGACAAGUUGAAAGAAUACAUGAGUGAGAUAUUUUGAGUUGGUGAGGGUGUGUGUGUGUGUGUGUGUGUGUGUGUGUGUGUGUGUGUGUGUGUGAGGGGGUUUAGGAUACGUACAUACAUGGUUACAUACAGGCUUACAUACACAGAAACGUACAUAAACUUAUUUUAAUCUAAUUUUUGUAUGUGCGUUAUGUAUGUGUGUGUGUGUGUGUGUGUGUGUGUGUGUGUGUGUGUGUGUGUGUGAGUUUGACAUGCACGCACACACACUCUUACACACACACACACACACACACACACACACACACAUUUCAUUAGUGCCAAGAGAGAGAGAGAGAGAGAGAGAGAGAGAGAGAGAGAGAGAGAGAGAGAGAGAGAGAGAGAGAGAGAGAGAGAGAGAGAGAGAGAGAGAGAGAGAGAGAGAAGAAGAGGAAGAGGAAGAAGAAGAAGAAAUUGAUGAUACAUAUAAUUAAACAAACAAAUAUAUACAUCAAGCGUACAUGUGUGCGUGUGCGUAUGUGUGUGUGUGUGCAUAUGUGUGUGUGUGCGUGUGUGUGUGUGUUUUGUACAAGAUUUUCACGUGCAAUUAUUAUCAUUAUUAUUACUAUUAUUCUAAGUGCUAUUAAAAAGUGCUAUUAUUAGUGAAGUUAGUACUACUACUACUACUACUACUACUACUAUUUCUACUACUACUACUACUACUACUACUACUACUAAACUUGCUACUUUUCAUUAUUCUAUACUUAUAAUAUUAGUAGUAGUGGUAGUAGUAGUAGUAGUAGUAGUAGGAGUUUUCAGGAUAUACUAUUUCUGCUACUACUAUUACUACUACUAUUUCUACUACUACUACUACUACUACUACUACUACUACUACUACUACUACUAUUAUUACUGCUAUUAUAAAAUCGUCCAUAAUUAUGCUCAGAUCCAUCUCCUGUACACUCAUGUAUGUAUAGGCAAUAAACGCACAUAUGUACACACGCACACAGUUAGCUUAUGUGCGUAUUUUGUAUGUGUGUGUGCGUGUCUACAUACAUGUGCACGAAUUCAUGCUGAUUCCAUCCAUACACACGCUGAAAUAUGUACACACAGAUAUUGCCUUCCAGUGUGUGUGUGUGUGUGUGUGUGUGUGUGUGUGUGUGUGUGUGUGUGUGUGUGCCAGGCUUGGGUUUAGUAGUCUUAAGUACUGUAGUGGAGGUAUGAUUACACUACAGCAUGAGGCCAAAUUUAAGCACUUUUGUGGCGUACUCUAAUCCAGCUACAAGUCUUUUUAUGAUGAGUGAAGCCUGAGGUGUUUUGUGGCACAUAUUGCUGCCUGUGUGCUGCAUUGACAUGACCCAAAGGAAAAAUGUGACCAAUCUAGAUGCUGAAACCCAGAUGACAUGAUGGUGAAGUGUGGAUGAAGUGUUUGUACAUCCUCCUGAAGCCACGCCCUCCCAAGCAGCAGCCCCCUCACUGCACACUCCACCCCCUGUGUUGGCCCUCACCCUGGCCUCACCCCACCCAGGCAGGGCCACACACUCCACACUCACAGGCAUUCUACUGGUGUGCUUCAGUGGACUCAACAGUACUCAUAACAUUGUCAAGUGCUUCGAGUGCAGGAGAAGCACACAGGGACCUUUCACAUUGAGUAUAAGGACAUGAUAAUACAGGGUGUCCUUAGUGCAUAUGAGGAUAAAGACCACUACUGAUACCCAAGCCUCGUGUGUGUGUGUGUGUGUGUGUGUGUGUGUGUGUGUGUGAGUUUGCGUGUGUGUGAGUUUGCGUGUGUGUGAGUUUGCGUGUGUGUGAGUUUGCGUGUGUGUGUGUUUGCGUGUGUGUGUGUUUGCGUGUGUGUGAGUUUGCGUGUGUGUGUGUGUGUGUGUGUGUGUGUUUGCGUGUGUGUGAGUUUGCGUGCGUGUGAGUUUGCGUGCGUGUGUGUUUGCGUGUGUGUGUGUUUGCGUGUGUGUGAGUUUGCGUGCGUGUGUGUUUGCGUGUGUGUGAGUUUGCGUGUGUGUGAGUUUGCGUGCGUGUGUGUUUGCGUGCGUGUGAGUUUGCGUGUGUGUGAGUUUGCGUGUGUGUGUGUGUGUGUGUGUGCGUGUGUGUGUGUGUGUGUGCACAAAUAUUAUUAUUGUAAGUUUUCAUUUAAUUUAGUAGAAUAAAAAUAUCAUUAUUGUAAUUAUUAUUAUAUUAUUGUUAUUGUUAUUAUGAUUAUUAUUAUUAUCAUUAUAUAUUGUUAGACUGUAAGGUAUAAGGGAUUAGCUAUCCUGAUUUUUUACUAUUAUUAUUAUUAUUAUUAUUAUUAUUAUUAUUGAUUAUGUGACAAUCAAAUGAGCUCUUUCAACAAUCCCUUUUUUAUGCCCCUCACCAUGUUACAAUAAAAGCUGCUCCUUCGCUACACAACUGUU